Messenger RNA from Cydia strobilella, 2303 nucleotides. Its product is annotated as serine hydrolase-like protein 2. NCBI's taxonomy places the organism in Eukaryota, Metazoa, Arthropoda, Insecta, Lepidoptera, Tortricidae. Gene Ontology annotation, biological process: acylglycerol catabolic process. Gene Ontology annotation, molecular function: monoacylglycerol lipase activity. The record is from RefSeq and is a predicted model, not a curated record. The transcript is spliced from 7 exons. Gene Ontology annotation, cellular component: mitochondrion. The coding region runs from base 334 to 1257 and encodes 307 amino acids.
UAUACGAUGAAAGUCCUUUGAGACAACUGGAUUUUAUUUAUUCAGAAUAAAUUUAUUUGUAGUUUAUGAUUUCAACACUUAUUUUACGCUAUGUUUGAUGAGAUUUAAUCAUGGUUAAGUUAAAUUUCUAGAAGUGUUCAGUGUUACUGUCAGAAAUAUUGGUAUUUGGUCAUAACUUCUUAUCAUUGAAAACAUAACUCGGUAAUGAAAUUAAAAGAUUAUAUUUAGAAUUAGAUAUUAGCGAAAGAUUAGCACGUUGAACGAAUGUUGCAAACGGCAAGAAAGUUGUGGCAUAAAUUGUGUGAAUAAAAUAGUUUAUUAAAAUUGAUUAAAAUGCUUGAUUCUGAAAAAGAGUGGUUUAUCGAAGCUCCAUGGGGAAGAAUUUGUGUUGUGGCAUGGGGCUCCUGUUUCAACCCACCUAUACUACUGGUACAUGGAGCAGUGGACUCAGCGGCAAGCUGGCGUCCCAUCAUAGAGAGACUCCCUGACCGGUUCUACUACAUUGCUAUGGAACUGCCAGGCAACGCCCAUUCCGACUGGUUCCCACCCGGCGUCAUGAUGUCAGCGCACGACCUGGUGUACUCCAUGGAGGUGGUCCGGAGACACUUCCGCUGGAAGACUUUCGGCUUCAUGGGGCAUUCACUAGGGACGCUUCUAGGUAAACUGUACAAUCUAUCAUACCCUGACAGAAUGUCGUUCGUGGUGGAUUUCGACCCCACACCGGCGUACACAACCAUCCGACCAGACCAGUUCGCAUGGUGGUACCAUUAUUAUUUCACGAUGUAUUACCAGAAGUAUCACAUCUACAACUCGCUGAAGGAGAAUGCUCCGAAAUACACCAGAGAAAAGGCGCUGUCAAUGUUGGAGCUAAAUCGAGGUCUGACAGGUGCCGCAGCGAGCAUGGUGCUUGAAAGGAUAUCUGAGCCAGUAGGGGAGGGUCUUGUCAGAUACAUCUACGACCAGCGGACCAAACAGGUCAUUAUCCCGCCGAACACAUCCGAGCACCUGCGAAAACUGUACACCAACUUCAAAACGCCCACUCUCACAAUAGUCGCCACGGAGUCCCUAGAGCGCGGCAAAUACAAAGCCACCCCGUUCGCGCUUGACGAAACUUGUUACCCACAUAAAAACUAUAGAGUUAUCACAGUGGAUGGGAAACAUGAUGUGCAUGUGAUGCAUCCGGAGAGGAUGGCGGCGUUUGUUGAGCGGUUUUUGUUGUAUGGAGUGAACGGGCUGGAUAGGAAAGCUAAGCUGUGAUAUCUGUUUUUUUUGUUUUUUUUUUGUAUUAGAUGGAAGGAACAAUAUUACACAUUAUAUGCUUGAGGGGGCUUGGUUACUUUUUUUCUGUUUGACAUCUUUUGCAGUUUAUAAUUUAUAUAUGUGACAUUUUCAACCAAAAGGGUACUUAAUGUCGGUUGUCAAUAAGGCACUAUUUCCAUAAAGCUUCAAUUUAAAAUCAACCUUAUCGACAACCGACAAUGUGGUACCUUUUAGUUGGAAACUUCACAUAUGACUAUUAUGACUACUUAAAAAACACAAAUCAAAAUAUUUAUUAAAUUUUUUUGAUUUGUUCCCUAAGUUUUAUAAUUUUUUUGUUUUUCUACUUUUUAUGAGGAUUAAAAAGGAAAUUGUGUCUUUUUUUAAUUAAUUAUUUAAAGUCACAAAAUAAAUAAUAGUACUAGAUACAGAAGAUUCACUCUCUAACAAAACGCGUCUAUUACGACAGAUAUGACCGCUAGGUGGCGCAAGCGCGAGCAGGCGUCCGUUCCGUAGCGGUGCGCGGCAACUACUAUGGCUAGACACCAAAAUUGGUGCGGGCCGCAUGUACUUGUAGCGACGCGACGAAAUCGCGGAGUGAGCCACGCCUGAUAAAGUACAAAACCAUUAUGGUCUUGAAUUAAUUUUUAAACUUAUGUUAUGUGGUAGGGACGGAAAGAUGUAGUUUUAGAAAGAACUUUGGUAAUUGGUACAUUCCAAAGUAACUUACAUUAAAAAAAAUACAAUAAAUAGCCGCCAGGUAGGCGCCACUGUCGCGCACACAGCCAGGAACUAUUGAAAAUCAUAAUUUGUGCCAUUUUUAAACCUAAAGGGUAUUGUCGGUUGUCAAUAAGGCGCUAUUUCCAUAUAGCUUCAAUUCGAAAUCAACCUUAUCGACAAGCGCCAAUGUGGUACCUUUUGGUUGAAAACGUCACAUUUAGGGCAUGUGGGCAUUAAGGUUUUCAGUGAAAAUAUUUAAAAUUGUGACAUUGUGACUGCAAUUUUUGUAUUAUUUAUGGUGGAAGAAAUACAUUUAUUACUUUGUU